This is a messenger RNA of Scaptodrosophila lebanonensis, 4453 nucleotides long. It is a transcript of the gene wnd, whose product is annotated as mitogen-activated protein kinase kinase kinase 13-A. Gene Ontology annotation, molecular function: JUN kinase kinase kinase activity; ATP binding. The transcript has 7 exons. The record is from RefSeq and is a predicted model, not a curated record. Lineage: Eukaryota; Metazoa; Arthropoda; Insecta; Diptera; Drosophilidae. Gene Ontology annotation, biological process: JNK cascade; protein autophosphorylation. Bases 392 to 3241 code for a protein of 949 amino acids.
UUUUCAUUGUGCGGCGACAAAAACCAAGCACAGUAACAACAAGAGCAGGCCGUGAGUUUUUUGACCAAUUCGCAGAGCUUCGACUGCUUUGCCACAACUUGGCUUGGUGACGGUGGCUGGCGGUGCUUGGCACGGCGACUAGCUUUGUUGUUGUUGUUUUUGCAGUGCGUAUAAAUUGUUAAAUAUACAUACAUAUGUAUGUAUUUAUUUAUAUUUUACUACGCACGAGUACAAAGUGUACAAAUUUGCAUUAAUGCAGAGCGUAUGAAUGAACAAACACAUCCGAGUAUGUAUGAUAAAGCAGAUAAAGCGAAAGAAAGCAAAAACUAAUUACGAAAACAAACACAAUUAACCGUGAAAAUUGUAAAAGGAAAAUAGUGCAAAUAACAAUAUGGUGUUCUACAUUACGUCUCUUGGCCGAAAAUCUGAGCCGCCUGAUAAAAUUAUAACGACAGAAAAAAGCAUGGCCUGUCUACAAGAUGAAUUCGGUCACUUAGGGCUUAGUACCGAUCUGCCAUUCAAAUCCCCGGACUCUCCGUCUCACUUACAACACCACACCAACUAUGCCGAGAUCACAGAUAGCAGCGCAGAGAACACAUGCCAGCAACGAUGGCCUCAUAAUAAUACCGGCGCUGCUGGCUUUUUCGGACAUCCUGAUAAGCCCAUUGGCUGGAUGUAUGGUCUGCUAGGUUGCAUGAAGCCGGUGCUCUCUUUUAUUGGCAAGGCUGGCGUAAUCGAGGUCAAGCACCAACGCAGCGAGGACUGGGAGAUACCCUUCGAAUCUAUCUCUGAUCUGGUAUGGUUGGGCAGUGGGGCGCAAGGUGCUGUCUUUAGCGGCAAGCUGAAAAACGAAAUAGUGGCCGUCAAAAAAGUGAAGGAGCUUAAGGAAACAGAUAUAAAGCACUUGCGCAAACUGGACCAUGAAAACAUCAUCAAGUUCAAAGGCGUUUGUACGCAAUCACCUGUUUUUUGUAUCAUCAUGGAGUACUGCCCUUAUGGUCCGCUACAAAACAUACUCAAAGAGGAGCAAAACAUGUUGCCGUCCCGCUUGGUUUCUUGGGCUAAGCAAAUAGCCAUUGGCAUGCAAUAUCUGCACUCUCACAAAAUCAUCCACAGAGACUUAAAGAGUCCCAACAUACUGAUAAGUACAAAUGAAGUUGUAAAAAUCAGCGACUUUGGCACCAGCCGCGAAUGGAACGAGAUUAGCACGAAGAUGAGUUUUGCCGGCACUGUGGCCUGGAUGGCACCUGAAGUCAUCCGGAAUGAGCCAUGUUCAGAGAAGGUCGACAUUUGGUCAUAUGGUGUAGUGCUUUGGGAAAUGCUCACUUGCGAAAUACCCUAUAAGGAUGUUGACUCGUCGGCCAUAAUCUGGGGUGUGGGAAACAAUUCACUCAAGCUUCUGGUUCCCAGUACCUGUCCCGAAGGCUUCAAGCUUCUGGUCAAGCUUUGCUGGAAGAGCAAGCCACGCAACCGUCCAUCGUUUAGACAAAUACUCUCGCAUCUGGACAUAGCCGGGCCAGAGCUUUUGCGCAAAACGGAAAACGAAAAACAAUAUUUUGAAACACAAAAGUCGUGGAAGGAGGAGGUUCGCUCGCAUCUGAAGGAAAUCACCCAAAACGGUACCAGCAUACACAAAUAUGAGCAGGAUUUAAUAAAACGACGCAAGGCGGAGUGGAGACAUGCACAUGACAUACGCAUGGUGUAUGAGGACAAGUUGGAAAAGACAAAUCGAUUGUUCUUCGAGCUAAGCGAAUGCAUGUCCCAGCUGCAGGAAAAGGAAAAAGAGAUAGCUGAACGAGAGCGUAAGUUACCUGGUGGUUACAAGCCCACGAGGCGUCUCGGCAAUACGCUAAGGAAGAUGCAACACUAUCGUCGGCGGCUUAACGCCCCAAAUACGGGUAUACAACAGCAGCAGCAAUCCACAACGCCAGAUCCCGAGACGACCCCAGAGAGCCCUGUUAAAUGCGUACUGUACGCCCAGUUAGACAGCAAUUGCCAACCCAAAUCCUACUGCGCUGUCGGAGGCAUGGGUAACAAGCCGAAGAAAACUUGGCGUCAUAGACGAAACGGGUCUGGUUCGUUUGCCGCACCGCCGAAGUACAGUCCAACACGCGACCGGCGCUAUCAAAGUGAGCCGGAAAACCGAAAGGUGCAGCUAGUGGAGCGACAAACUCAAACGGACGCUAUGGAUGUAAGCGAAACGGACAUUAGUCCAAGCGGCGAAUUGCCAGUAGCGCUUCUGGCCAACAGGUCGCAGCCCAUAGAUGUGCCGCCGCCCACUCAUCGUCAACUUCCGCUGCAGCUUCAGCGCGUACGUGAAAUGGCCGCCGCUCAGGAGCAGGCUAAGGCAACUGCAGCCACUGCCACUAGUCCAUCGAAUGGAAAUUCGCUGAGCAAUAGCGAGCUGACUUUUCAAGAUGCCUGUUCCAGCCCUGAUCAGCUUAUUGACGAUGUUAUGAACAGCAACGAGCGGCUGGAUAUUGCAGAGUGCUGCAGUGAUAACGAAAACUUGGAGCGUCUGAAUCGAAAAGUCAUUGAAUUCAUCAACGAGAACCGUUUGUCCAUACACUCCACAACGACCGAGAAUGGCAACAGCCAUGUGGCUGGGGAACGAACAGACGUAGGCGUCAAUAGCAGUCCUUGCCUAAGUCGCUGCAACAGCACGCAGGGAAAAUCUUGUAGAUACUCCUCCCGUCAGCCACAUCAACAGAAGGCGCUCACCGAAACCACAGCAGUGGCCAACUCAAAUGCGAAUGGCGAGGCUCACGAAGAAUUUUGCGAGGACAGCUGGUCUGAUGAGGAGGGCGAGGAAACAGAUUACAACUUUUCACUUAGGCGCCGAAGCAUUGGUCGGCUGCCCAUUGGACGAGGUAUGCGAACACGUCGUAGCUACAAGGCUCCAGUCUCCCAGAAAAUUGCCAUACACAAACGCAAUCCCGCCAUUGCAUCAGACGAGGAGAACACUUCAGAAUACAGUCACUCUCCCUCGAGUCAGCACUCAACAUUGGAGAGCAAUGCUGAUGUCCCAGCAGCGCUUAAAAUUCAAAACGCUCCAACUACAACGACGACCAGCGACCCAGACUCAAGUGAUUCAAGCGGUGAAGAGGAACAGCAGGGUCCUAUCACUGCUGAUGUUGCAGUGGCAAUUAAUCCUUCCAACAUACCUAUGGGGACUGUACGCAGCAGCGAUAUUAUAUCCAUACCGACCUAUGAGGCUGACGGCGCCGUUAAUAUGGUUUAACCUACUACCCAGCCUAAGUUAAUUCUAUAUAACAUAACUAUCUAUAUACUCAAAAACUCCCUAAAAAUGUAUGGUAUUAUCUUAUAGGUAUAGUACUUAUGUAUGUAUUUGAACUCGUGUACAUGUAUUCGUCUCUCUAGUUUAAGACAUCGAGCGUUGACCAGUCAAGGCGUUGACCGCUUUAUGGUCUGAUCGUGUCUGUUUCAGGGUAAGGGUAACCUUUUCUGUCAUAUUUUCUGGAGAUUUGACCAUGAUCGAAUUUCUACCAUUUUUUGUGCUGCAGCUUUAUUCAAAAUGCAAUUAAAUUGUUAUUGUUUUAGCUGUCUUGUAAUAUAUUUAAAUGCCGUAAUUUUAUAUAUGUACUAUGUAAAUAGAAUAAGGUAGUUCUCGAUCUUAAGAGCUUAUCGCAAAAACGUCAACGCAGUUUUAUGAUUUGCCCACCAGAUAGUAAAGAGCCAGAGCUAAAAAGAAAUGGCCUUAAUAAGGAAAAAUAUGAAAAAUAGUCAGGGAUAUUUUUUAUAAAACAAAAUUUGCUGAAACAAAAUGUUCAAAGAAGCGCAUCAAACAAACUUGUAGGUCCUCCCCAGUUGUAGGUCCAUCUGGUACUCUAACAUCCUUUCAAAAUGCAAAACAUUUAAAAGCUUCAGUGCCUUAAAGCAAAAUUUUAAAUAUUUAAAAUUAGAUAUGUACAUAAAUGAAAUCAUUAGCCAGCGGCUUGUCGUGGCUUCUACGCUCUUUCCAGGAGUAGGGAUUUUCUUUAUUCCUGAUUACGUUAUUCUGUUGAAUAUCAAUAUUGUUUCGAAUUAAUGUCAAAACAAUUAUUACAAUUAUUAUUGUAAUUAUUUUUCGAGCUUUUGUCUGUCUGCCACAUAUACAAUUUUUUACGCUUCACAUAAUUUUAUUAUACUGUGCUUAUAGCCUAGCCGGCAGUAAAACUUACCUUAAAAAGUUUCACCUCUCUCUUUGGAAAUUGCUAGCAUGUAAAACGAAAUACAAACUUAAAUAAAACUCAACAAAUAUACAUAUACACUCAAUAUAUAGUAUAUACAUACACACCAAACAGACUAUAUAUUUACACCCUAGUUGGAUGUUUAGCUCUAGUAAGAUGCGUUGCUUGCAUAUUCCUCUACAUUAUGUAAAUGUACUCUAUAUUAAGUUUAAGUUUAACUACUCAUACGAAUUAGCAAUAUUAUUAAUAAAAAAAAAGCAAAA